AUGAAUAGCACCGAAAGCGAGAUCCACGAUGUAAUCAUCAUCGGUGCCGGACCCUGCGGCCUAGGUGUCGCUGCUCGCAUCCACGAAGAUACACCCUCGGCCGUAUUUACCGAUGAAGAACACCAGCGAUACCACUGGAUCAAGAAACAUGCAGGAAAGAUGAAUCUCGUCCAAGCAGGCCGUACGAAGAAGAAGGGUGUCCGCGCGGAAAAAUGGAAUCGCGGACUGAAAUGCUGUGAUGGAGAAAGAGAGACGCCAGACAGACAGCGCAGAGCAUCAUCAGACUCGGUAUCAUCGGUUCCCUCGCUUGCGUCUUCGACUUCUUCCAUUUCGUCUUCUUCAACUAUUUCGACACUUGUCCUGGAUGGAUCCAGUGAUCAGUGGAUGCAGAGGUGGAAUAAUGCGUUCCGGACGUUGGAGAUUAAGCAAUUGAGAAGUCCCAUGUUUUUUCAUGUUGAUCCCGGGGAUCGGGACGGAAUGCUUGCUUAUGCGCAGGAGAUGGGACGCGAGGGAGACCUUUGGGAGAUUUCUGGGUGUGUUGGGAAGGAUGUGAGCAAACAUAAGAAGAAGAAGAGGAGGCAGGGAGGGAAGAACCAAACGAUUGGAGUCGAGAUCGACGAGCGAGAUCGCAAAGACUAUUUCUCCCCGUCGACUGAUCUCUUCACUGACUACUGCAAUUCCGUUAUUGAUCGAUACGGCCUGAAUCGCGCAGACCUAAUUAAGAAGGAAGAGGUUGCGGACAUGACAUACGAUUAUCCAUCUGAUAGAGGAGAUGCACCAGUGUCAGACGACAAGAUUUUCACUUUGAUCACGACAUCGGGCUUGAAGUUCUAUAGUCGAGCUGUUGUCCUCGCCAUCGGUGCUGGCGGAGCGGGCGUGUCCAAGAUCUUCCCAUGGAAGCCUUCUAGUCCCGAGGAGGGUUCUAAUGCAUGCUGUCAUAGCAUGGAAAUCAAGACAUUCCCGAGUGUCAACGUGCGUGAGAAAAUCCAGCGUCGACAGCAGACAAAUGUGGUCGUUGUUGGAGGCGGACUCUCAUCAGCACAAAUUGUGGAUAUGGCCGUGCGGAAGGGGGUAACCAAAGUAUGGUUCUUGAUGCGCUCUGAUCUGAAAAUCAAGCAUUUCGAUAUCAGUUUACCCUGGAUGGGAAAAUACAAGAAUUUCGAAAAAGCGGCGUUUUUCUCUGCAGACACUGACGAAGAACGUCUUGAAAUGAUGAAAACUGCUCGGAACGGCGGCAGCAUCACGCCCCGUUUCACAAGGAUUGUGAGGCAACAUGCCGCGCACAACCGUGCAUCGAUUCAUACCAACACAGUGAUCUCAUCGCAUAAUUAUGACCCAGAUACUCAAGCAUGGACCUUGACCACGGACCCUCCAAUCCCAAAUCUACCUCCAAUCGAUUACAUCUACUUUGCGACUGGAGCCCGCGCAGACGUGCGCGAGAUGUCUCUAUUAAGUCACAUGAACGAGCAAUACCCCGUCGAGGUCAAAGAGGGUCUACCAUGUCUAACAGAAGAUCUAAUGUGGAGAGAAGACGUACCACUAUACAUGACCGGACGAAUGGCCGGACUACGUCUAGGACCCGGAGCGCCCAAUCUCGAGGGCGCCAGAAUAGGCGCGGAGCGAAUCGCGUGGAGUCUAGAGGAGGUUUUAGGGAAAGACAAGGAGGUGGGGGAACAGUGCGAGGGGUUCUGCGGGCUGGGGAAUCGGUAUGCGUCGCUACUCGGAGAAUCGGACGAGUAG
Messenger RNA from Penicillium pulvis, 1740 nucleotides. RefSeq names its product FAD binding domain protein. The transcript is spliced from 4 exons. The coding region runs from base 1 to 1740 and encodes 579 amino acids. NCBI's taxonomy places the organism in Eukaryota, Fungi, Ascomycota, Eurotiomycetes, Eurotiales, Aspergillaceae. The record is from RefSeq and is a predicted model, not a curated record.